AUGGCGAUCUUGGGAAAAGAAUCAUUUGCAAAAUACGAUAGAGUCAUUUUUAAGCACAAUGAUGCCACAUUUUAUGCAGCUUCGGAUCAAUCAAAACCGUAUGAUUCAAAAAAGAAUGUUUGGAUUCCAGACGUUGAAGAAGGCUAUAUUGAUGCUGAAGUACAGAGCGCUAAAGACAAUAUGGUCACGGUUUACACUUCCAAAGGAAAUGAGAUAACAGUCAAAAAAGAAAUGAUACAAGAAAUGAAUCCACCAAAAUUUGAAAAGGUCGAAGAUAUGUCACAUUUGACUUUUCUGAACGACGCAUCAGUGUUGCAUAAUCUUCGCGCUCGCUAUAGUGCAAUGCUUAUAUAUACUUAUUCCGGCCUCUUCUGUGUCGUAAUCAACCCAUACAAAAGAUUGCCAAUCUAUACAGAUUCAGUCGCUCGAAUGUACAUGGGAAAGCGUAAAACUGAAAUGCCGCCACACUUGUUUGCUGUUUCAGAUGAAGCUUAUCGCAAUAUGCUCCUAGAUCAUGAAAAUCAGUCUAUGCUUAUUACGGGUGAAUCCGGUGCCGGAAAAACUGAAAAUACUAAAAAAGUAAUCGCUUAUUUUGCUGCUGUUGGAGCUUCGCAACAAGAGACCAGUGCAGGAGAUGCUGAUACGGGCAAAAAGAAAGUUACUCUAGAGGAUCAAAUUGUCCAAACUAAUCCUGUUCUUGAAGCCUUUGGUAACGCUCGAACGGUCAGGAAUAACAACUCGUCACGUUUCGGAAAGUUCAUUCGAAUACAUUUUUCAAAACAAGGACGUGUGGCAUCAUGUGACAUUGAACACUAUCUUCUUGAAAAGUCGCGCGUGAUUCGACAAGCACCAGGUGAACGAUGCUACCACAUUUUCUACCAGCUCUAUUCAAACUAUUUGCCAGAGUUAAAAAAGGAGUUACUGUUGGACAAAGCACUCAAGGAUUACUAUUUUGUUGCCCAAGCAGAACUGACUAUCGAUGGAGUAAAUGACCAAGAAGAGCAUCAGCUAACCGAUGAAGCAUUCGACAUACUGCAUUUCAAGCCCGAAGAGAAAUUAAAUUGUUACAAGUUAAUGUCUGCAAUUAUGCAUAUGGGUAACAUGAAAUUUAAACAACGACCACGUGAAGAACAGGCUGAACCUGACGGCACAGAUGAAGCCGAGAAAGCAGCAGCAAUGUUUGGCGUAAACCAUGAAGAAUUCUUAAAGGCACUGACUCGACCUCGCGUAAAGGUAGGAACAGAGUGGGUGGCAAAAGGUCAGAAUCUUGAGCAAGUAAACUGGGCUGUCGGUGCUAUGGCAAAAGGUCUGUACGCACGAAUAUUCAACUGGUUAGUGAAAAAGUGCAAUAUGACAUUGGACCAAAAGGGAGUCUCACGCGAUUAUUUCAUUGGAGUACUGGACAUUGCUGGUUUUGAAAUCUUUGACUUCAAUUCUUUCGAGCAGCUAUGGAUCAAUUUCGUAAAUGAAAAGCUGCAGCAGUUCUUUAACCACCAUAUGUUCGUUUUGGAACAAGAAGAAUACGCUCGUGAAGGUAUUCAGUGGACUUUUAUCGACUUUGGCCUCGACCUUGAAGCAUGUAUUGAACUUAUUGAGAAGCCGCUUGGUAUCAUUUCCAUCCUCGAUGAAGAAUGCAUUGUGCCAAAAGCUACUGACUUGACGCUAGCGCAAAAGCUUAUUGAUCAACAUCUCGGGAAACACCCUAACUUUGAAAAGCCGAAACCACCGAAGGGCAAACAAGGAGAAGCCCACUUCGCUAUGCGUCACUACGCUGGUACAGUGCGAUACAACGUAACCAACUGGCUGGAAAAGAACAAAGAUCCUCUCAACGAUACAUGUGUAACAGUUAUGAAGGCUUCAAAAGGAAAUAAACUUCUCGUCGAAGUAUGGAAAGAUUACGUAACGCAAGAAGAGGCAGCUGCAACUGCAAAAGAUGGAGGGAGCAGAAAAAAGGGGAAAUCAGGCUCUUUCUUAACCGUAUCUAUGCUGUACAGAGAAUCCCUAAACAAAUUAAUGAAUAUGCUGAACAUGACUCAUCCUCACUUCAUUCGCUGUAUUAUUCCUAACGAGAAAAAGACAUCUGGCCUUAUUGAAGCUGGUUUGGUGCUUAACCAACUAACAUGUAAUGGUGUUCUCGAGGGCAUCAGAAUUUGCCGGAAGGGAUUUCCAAACAGACAACUUUACCCAGAUUUUAAGCAGUGGUACUCAAUACUUGCUGCAGAAGAAUCUAAAAGUUCGAACGAAGCGAAAAAAUGCUCUGAAGCAAUACUUUCGAAGCUUGUUGAAAAAGGUAUUCUUACCGAAGAAAAUUUCCGUAUUGGGGAAACAAAAGUAUUUUUCAAAGCAGGAGUUCUAGCACAUCUUGAAGAUGUUCGAGACGAAACAUUGCGCAUAUUGCUUACUCAGCUACAAGCUUACAUACGUUCUUACGUCGCUUUAACAGACAAGAGACGUAGGGAAGAGCAAAGAGUUGGUCUAUUAAUCCUACAACGCUCUAUCCGAGUCUGGUGCUCACUACGUAUGUGGGAUUGGUUUAAACUGUACUGUAAAGUAAGACCAAUGCUACGAGAAGGAAAAGUAGCGGAAGCGAUGGAAAAAUUGAACCAAAAGGUUGCCGAGUUGGAUGAAAAAUUAGGCAAAGAAACGGAAGAACGAGCAAAGCUAAAAGCUCAACAAGAACAGAUAGAAUCUGAGAGAAAUUCGCUCAUAUCUGAGCUAAACGAUGUUAAAAGCAAAACUAAUGACAUAGAAGAUCGUCUAAGUGCUGAAGGUUUUAACAAAGAUGAAAAUGACAAGGCUCUUCAGGAUGUAAAUGACACUCUACUUCGUGCCGAAGAUGAGCAACAGACCUUAAUGAAAGAAAAAAGAAAUUUAGAAAAUGCAGCUGACAGCCUAAAAAGAAAACUCUCGGAACUGGAAAUAACGAUAAGAAAAGCAGACACUGAAAAACAGUCUAAAGAAUACCAAUCACAAUCAUUAGAGGACGAAAUGCAGCAACAAAGCGAAGUUGUUAAAAAACUGAGUAAGGAGAUUAGCUAUCAGCAGGACAGAAACAAAAAAUUACUUCAAAGUGUUCAAGAGCAAGAAGACAAAAACAAUAGCAUUGACAAGAUUAAAGCAAAGCUUGAACAAUCUAUGACAGACAUUACAGAAAAAUUAGACCGUGAGCGACACGCUAAAGCUGAUGCUGAAAAAACCAAACGAAAAAUGGAAGGUGAAAUCAAAAUUGCAAACGAAAAUCGUGAAGAAAUCAUUCGUCAAAAACAUGACAUUGAAAAUGGUUUAAAACGGAAAUUAGUAGAACUGACUACUUUGUCUAGCCGACUUGAGGAUGAACAAACCUUGACUAAGAAGCUUCAACGUCAAAUUGAAAAACUGCAAAUUCAAGCAACGGAACUGGAGGAAGAAAUCGACAGUGUCCGAGAAUCCAAAUCAAAAGCUGAUAGUGCUAAAGGCGAUUUACAACGAGAACUUGAAGAGAUGCAAGAACGACUGGAUGAGCAAGGAAGUGCAACGGAAACUCAAAUCGAGAUGAAUAAGAAGCGUGAGGCUGAAGUAGCCAAGCUCAGACGGCACAUUGAAGAAACACACAUUGCUUACGAACAACAAAUCAAUGCGUUAAGAAAGAAACAUGGUGAUGCAAUCGCUGAACUGAAUGACCAACAUUCCCAGAUUGAAAAACAGCGAGAAAAAGUUGAGAAAAAGCGAGACAAGUUCCUUCACGAAAUUGAAAACAUCUCCGAACAGCUAAGCAAUGAAAGUGUCGCGAAAGCAAGUAAUGAAAGAAUGGUGAAGCAGCUUGAGGAGCAAUUAGCCCACAUCCAGUUGAAGACGGAAGAACAGUCCAAACAAUUAGAGGAGUGCAUGAGAACUCGUAAACAACUAAUUGGUGAAAAUAAAAGGUUAACACACCAAGCAGAAGAACAGAAUGAACAUCUGGAAAACUUGCAGCGUAUGAAAGCCCAAAUUAAUGGUGAAUUAGACGGAGCCAAACGAAUGCUUGAAGAUGAAGUUCGUGAGCGUCAAAAUUUAAAUGCACAAGUUAAGCACCUUCAGUUGAAGGCAGAAGAGACAGCAAGAAAUGUGGAAGAAGAAACUGAAUCAAAGAACGAAGUAGCAAGGCAAUUAAGUAAAGCAAAUACAGAGCUUCAACAGCUGCAGUCAAAGUUAGAGGGGAAUGAUUUAAUACAAACUGAAGAGGUCGAGGAACUUCAACAAAAACAAAACUUUAGGAUUAAUGAACUUCAAGAAGCCUUAGAAACAGCAAGCCAAAAAAUUGUAACGCUAGAAAAGGUGAAGGUGCGUUUGAUGGGUGAUCUUGAUAAUGCACAAACCACUGUUGAAACGGCCAAAAAUUUAGUCGCACAUUUAGAGAAGAAAGAACGCAACGCGGGAAGUGUUAUUGAAGAAUGGAAAAAAAAAAGUAACGAUUUGAACAAUGAGUUGGAAGCCAUACGAACUGAAGGUCGAAAUUUAUUGACAGAACUUUCCAAGACGAAAACUACUAACGACGAAAUGCGUGAAACCGUAGAGACUUUACGUCGUGAGAACAACUCCUUAGCUGACGAAAUCAAGGAGCUUACAGGCCAACUGGAUGACGGCGGCCGUUCACAGCACGAAAUGCAAAAAGCUGUGUAUCGGCUAGAGGUGGAGAAGAAUGAACUACAACGUUCACUGGAUAAGGCAGAAAAUGCAUUGGAAGCAGAAGAGAGUAAAACUAUUCGAGCUCAAUUUGAAGUGUCUCAAAUCAGAUCAGAAGUUGAAAAACGACUGCAGGAAAAAGAGGAAGAAUUUCAAAGUGUUCGCAGUAAUCAUCAAAAAGCAUUGGAAUCAAUGCAGGCUUCGCUAGAUGCAGAAACCAAAGGGAAGACAGAGUUGUUGAAAGUCAAGAAAUCGCUCGAGUCAGAUAUCAAUGAACUAGAGCUUAAUUUAGACCAUGCAAACAAAGCAAAUGUCGAUAUUCAAAGAACUUUAAGGAAGUGCGUCGAACAAAUACAAGAAGCUCAAAUAAAAGUUGACGAAGAGCAGAAGGAGCGUGACGAACUACGAGAGCAAUACUUUAGUGCAGAAAAAAGGGUUAAGCUUUUGGAGGUGGAGAAAAGCGAAGAAAUUUUGAUGCUUGAAAAGAUUGAACAGGCCUGUCGUGAUGCUGAAACUGUAGCUGCUGAAUCACGUGAAACUGUAAAUGAGCUGAUUACUCGAACAAGUAACCUUAAUGCAGCAAAAAGGAAAUCUGAAUCUGAACUCCAGAUGCUUCAUGCUGAUUAUGAAGAAACUUUACGAGAGUUUCGAGCCUCCAAAGAACGCUGUAAGAAAGCAACUGCUGAAGUCAACAGAAUUGCCGAUGAAUUGCGUCAACAGCAGGAGCACAAUUUGCAUGUGGAAAAAUUUCGUAAAAAUUUAGAACAGCAAGGCCGUUUGGAAGAGUCUGAACAGAGUAUGUCAAAAGCUGGUAAAAAAACUAUUGCCAAACUGGAAGACAGACUUAGAGCGCUGGAAACUGCAUUAGAUGCAGAACAGCAUAAAUGUCAAGAUAUUAACAAAAGCGCAGUCAAAACAGAACGAAGAGUACGGGAACUGGAAUUCCAGGUCGAUGAAGACAAAAAAAAUUUUGAACGUAUGCAGGAUCUCACUGAGCGACUUCAAAAUAAGAUCGAGGCACAGAAACGACAGCUGGAUCAGGCGGAGGAACUUGCUGGUAUAAAUUUACAAAAAUAUCGCCAACUCCAAUACCAGCUCGAUGAUGCCCUACAAAGAGCAGACAGCGCUGAAACAACAGUGACAAAACUACGUGUUAAAUCUUGUGCAGGUAGAAUGGAAAUGUCAUAA
Molecule: messenger RNA, 5829 nt
Organism: Enterobius vermicularis (human pinworm)
Lineage: Eukaryota; Metazoa; Nematoda; Chromadorea; Rhabditida; Oxyuridae
Source: the annotation of a GenBank genome assembly